Phycodurus eques (leafy seadragon) is the source of this 3360-nucleotide messenger RNA. It is a transcript of the gene pidd1, whose product is annotated as p53-induced death domain protein 1. Bases 375 to 3260 code for a protein of 961 amino acids. Gene Ontology annotation, molecular function: protein binding. The transcript has 16 exons. NCBI's taxonomy places the organism in Eukaryota, Metazoa, Chordata, Actinopteri, Syngnathiformes, Syngnathidae. Gene Ontology annotation, biological process: DNA damage response; apoptotic process. The record is from RefSeq and is a predicted model, not a curated record.
UGAGGAAGUCUAAACCGAGAGUCACCCAGUCAGGGUCGUUUUGAAAAAUAGGGUAAAAAAAAUUAUUGUUACAAAAUAAUAAGAUAACAACACCCUAUACCUUAAGCCGAAUUCUGAUAUUGAAGUCCAUUGUUGACAUAACUCAUAGACGUAACUCACGGCUAAAAGUCGCGUUUGUAUUGUGAGUACUGGCUAUGGCUAUCAUUCGGUGAAAUACCAAGAACGAACUGGUAUCAUGUAUUUGUCUCAGUACUGUGUUUUAUCAGUUGUUAGCAUGUCCGGACGUAUUCGACGUACACAUACAUGAAGCCGAUAAGACAACUCGGCCACAUCACUAGACGUUGCUUACUGUCAAGUGUAGUAAAGCGUCUUUAAUGGAGAAAAGCAGCGAGGAAGAGAACGCCAAUGAUGAAGAUGGAGAUAAAGCUGACGGUUGCAGAUUGGCAGAUGAGCAUUGUGCAGUGACACCUGCAUGCAGAGGUGAAGAAGUAGAUUCUUCUCAAAUUUUGGGGAAGGACUGGGAACUUGUGGACAAUGGGCAGCUGGAAUCGGAGAGGGCAGUCGGAGUGCAGAGACAUAGUGAUGAGAGAGAUGCUGUCUCUGUGUCACCCUCCUGCUUCAUGGAUAACUGCAGUCGUUCCAUAUCCAGCCUUUCGUCCUCAAGCACUGCUUUUUCGUCCUCCUCCUCCUGUGUGUUGUGUCUCACACCACCCCUACCUCCCUCUGUGGAGCUCUCAGCUGUGUUGACUGAUACCAGGUUGACCCUGGAUGUCUACUUGGGGGGAGCAUCUGCACUGCCACUGCUAUGGAGUUCCAUUCCAGGGCGCCUCAGGGGGCUCCGGUACCUCAGACUUGGUUCUGAGGAUAAACAUGCAUUGGAUGCAGCACUGGGUGUCCUCCCAUAUUUGACAGAACUACGCUCGCUUGCCAUACGAGGGCACUGUUUUUAUGACGCACAAGGAACCCCGCUGCCUGGCCUCCUCACCACUUUGCCCACAUCCCUUGUCUCCCUCUCUCUUCUGGUGCACGUGGAUCUCUCCUUCAACCAGCUCUCCGUCCUUCCAUUGUGUCUUCUCAAUUUACCUGGAUUGUCCGCCUUGCUGCUGUGUCAUAACUGCUUCUCAGAGCUGUCCCCUGAUAUAGGCCAGCUGUCCAGCCUCAACUAUCUCUCCCUCAUUGGAAACAAGCUGGUUUCCCUCCCAGCGAGUUUAGGCCAGCUAAAAGAACUACAGACACUGGAUGUUUCAGAUAACCACCUUGAGGAGCUGCCGAAUGAAAUUGGUUGUCUGGGAGAGCUAGUUAAGCUCGAACUGUCCCAAAACAAGCUGAAGAGGCUACCAGAAACCCUGGGCUCUCUCCAUUCCCUGAGGGAGCUCCUCAUCUUCAGCAAUGACCUCCGCUUCAUACCACCUUGUCUGAAAGAACUGCCUCUGCUGAAAAUAGAUGUUCGUGACAAUCCUCUGGGGCAACUGCCAACUCUUCCACCUCUUCCCCCUGCACCUGAUGAAGCACGACCGAAUAUUCCUGAGUUGCAUCUGCUAUUCAAUCAGCACAGUUUUAGUGUUACGUCUGCUGGAUGUCAUGUGUUUCUGCCAGGGGGGGCGCAGCUGCUGUUCCCCCCGGGGUGCCUGUCGACACUGACAACUCUGGAGUGGGCCGAGAGGAGACCACAGCGAAAGUUUGUGUUGCUCGAGGAGCAUGAUAUUCUCCUCAGCCGUCCGCUGGAACUUCGUCCUCAUGGGAUUAGAUUUCUUAAGCCAGUAGAAGUGUGUAUAGCACAUCACCGCAAAAAAUGGAAGGAGGUGGUGGUACGGAAGUAUGAUGGAAACUCGUGGAGGACUUUGCCUACUUCUCUCAGGAAAGGAUGUGAGAGACACACCAUUUCCUCCUUGGGGCGUCCAGCCAGGCUGGCCUGCUGUUCUGUGAGCCAGUUCUCCUGGUUUAUUUUGGUGGCUCGUCCAGUGAGAGACAGCUGCUCAGUUUCACCAGCGGGAGCCUUUUUAGUGUCCAGCACUGACCCUGGAGUCAAGCUUCACUUCCCUCCAGACUCCACCAAUCAAACCCGCACUAUAACUUUACAGGUGCUGCAGGUGUCUGUGUCAGAGGUACAGGCACUAUGCGGUGAUCCACAGGCAAGUGUCAGCCCUCUCCUCUGCCUCUCACAAACUCCAAGUUUGCAUUUUCUUCAGCCAAUCAAAGUUCAGGUUCCACUGCCACCAGGGGUAACAGGUCACACAGUUGAUAAGUCAUGUUUGUAUCUGCUCCAUGGAGACCCCACUGCCCAAACCUGGACAGACAUCACAUCACAAGUGUCUCUCUAUGUCACCCAUUUGUAUGCCAUUUUCUAUAUUACACAUUUCUCCUGGUACUGGCUGUGGUACAGGACUCAGAGUUGUGUUAGUGGCAUGGUAAGAAAGGUCUACCAAAGGUUAAAGCAGUUUAAAGUCCAAUUCAUGGUCCUCCAGCGGAAAACGGAUCCUUCACAAGUCCUGCUGCAGUGUUUACCAGCUAACAAGGCGGAAGACAGAGUACUGUCACUGUCAGAACAGUAUGAUGGACCACAGCCUUCAGACCUGUGUGACCUUUUGGAAGGAGAGCAGUUCUUUGCCGGCUUUGAGAGAGGCUUAGAAAUCUGCACAGACAGACCAGACUGUGUUGGGGGAAGACUGUGUUUUGUGUUUUACUCCAGCCUGAAGAAUCUGAAGGAGGUUUACAUCUCUCCUGCGAAGGGCCUCCGGGGUCCAGUGAGGGGCGAAGUCUCGUUUUACAGAGGGGAGAUUCCCAGUGGUUUGCCAGAGGAAGUAGUGAGGAAGAGGAAAGGACAUGACAGCCAAUGGCUUGCCACUUUACCGCUAAGACUUCCUGCGCUAGAUGCUGAUAACAAAUACAUAAUGGAAGAGCUCCAGCUUCCUCCUCUGAACCUCGGAGAUCCUGAGAGCGGCUACCUGACAGAAGCUAAUCUGCUGUCCAUCUCCCUCCAGAUUGGACAGGAUUGGCGCAUUAUUGGGAUCAAUCUCGGUUUAAGCUACCAGGAGUUAGACCGCAUCCAAUACAAAUACAGUGGACGCCCCAUACUAGUGGUUCGAUACCCGCGGAUUCACCUAUUUGCUGAUUUUUUUCCCUGUUCCCCCCCAUUUAUUAAUUUUUUUUUCAAUGGACAAUCUUGGAGCUCUGGUACUGGACAUGCUCUUCCACUGGGCCCGAGGACAGAAGAGCGCCGGGCCUGGGGCGGUGGCACGAUUGAUGGCAGCCAUGAUUGAGAGUGGCAGGAGGGAUCUUGCAGAUGAGCUUGAAGACAUAGUCAGUCUGGGAAAGCAAAAAUACACUGAGUCAUUGAGGAGAGUGGGUCUGGAGGCCGAG